AUCAUAUGACUUUAAUGGAGGAGAAGAAAGAAAAAGAUCUCAACAUUUCUUAAUAUCAUACCCUGAGACAAAGAAAGUGAAGGCUCACAGCCCUGUCUGACCUCGACUACCUUCUUCAGCUUCUCCGCAUCAACUCUUAAGUCCAGUUAUUUUUUCCUGUCUCCAACAUGAAAACCACAUGCAUCACAAUUGUGUUUUGGCCCUUCUCUAUGCUAUUAUUAACAGAUGAAAGCCAGUCAUCUAAAACAGAAGUCAAAUAUAAUUUCACAGAAAAGAAUUAUUCUUUGAUUCCAGCAAACAUCAAUAGAAGUGUUACUAUUCUUGAUCUCAGUUAUAACCAAAUUACUCUGAAUUUUAGAGACACAGUAGUUCUACAGAAAUAUUUUUUACUCACUGAGCUCUAUUUGAUUCAGAAUAAUAUCUUUAUUUUACAUACUAAUAGCUUUAGUAACCUCUCCAGUCUAGAAGUUUUAAAUAUCUGUAGAAAUUCCAUACACAUAAUUCAACAGGGUACAUUUGCAGGUUUAAAAAACCUAAAACAGCUAUAUCUCUGCCAAAACAAAAUAUCACGAGUGAAUCCUGAUAUAUUCACACCUCUAAAAAGCCUGAUACUACUGAAUCUGCAAGGCAAUGUAAUAAGUUAUUUUCAUGUACCACAACUUUUUCACCUGAACUCAAUAAUUUUAUAUGGAAACCCAUGGAACUGCUCUUGCAAUCUACUGACUUUGCAGAAGUGGUUGAAUACAUCAAAUGUGACACUAGAAAAUGAGAACAUAACCACAUGCAGUGACCCAGAGUUCCUGAAAAACUACAGUAUCAAAACAGUGACUUAUCCAGAGGAAUGCUACUCAAAAUUUUCUUCACCUAUAACUGAGGAUUUUUACACUCAUUUUCAGUCCAUUAGCAACUCCACAUUUAACAGAUCUUUGAACAACUUAACACAAAAUUCAGAACAGGAACCUCUUGGGAAAAGUUGGACUUUUCUUGUCAGUGUUGUAGUCAGUGUACUGAUAACUUCAAUCCUCAUUUUUAUUGCAAUCAAAUGCCCAGUGUGGUAUAAUUAUCUGCUCAGCUACAGUCAUCAUCGCCUAGAAGAGCAUGAAGUGGAAACCUAUGAAGACAGUUUUACUGGAAAUCCAAGUUCUCUUUCACAGAUACCAAAUAUGAAUUCUGAAGAAACUACAGUAAUAUUUAAACAACCACAGUUGUUUGUGAUAGAUGAUGAUGGGUUUAUUGAAGACAAAUACAUAGAUACUCAUGAGUUAUGUGAAGAAAAUUAAUUUCUUUCAGUAUUUUUAAAAUAUUUCCUGAAUUAGCAAAACAAAUUCUCUGAAAUUUUAAUAACUAAUUAAAGUACAAACACAAUGUGCAAACACAAUCCCUAAAAAACUAUUAAUUAAAAACCAUCACCAUAAAGCAUGACUAUCACAGCUAAAAAGUUGGUGGUUUCCAAAAUGGGCAUCACAAUUAUCUAUGAGUUUUGUUUUCAAAAAUGCACUUGCUUUUCUGUGUAUCUUUGCAAGAUUCUAAAUGAAUUUAAAAUCUUAUUUGAACGAA
Molecule: messenger RNA, 1557 nt
Organism: Erinaceus europaeus (western European hedgehog)
Lineage: Eukaryota; Metazoa; Chordata; Mammalia; Eulipotyphla; Erinaceidae
Gene: LRRC19
Product: leucine rich repeat containing 19
Exons: 6
Coding region: 168-1280 (370 amino acids)
Biological process (GO): positive regulation of non-canonical NF-kappaB signal transduction; interleukin-8 production
Cellular component (GO): plasma membrane
Molecular function (GO): protein binding; signaling receptor activity
Source: RefSeq, a predicted model, not a curated record